Molecule: messenger RNA, 916 nt
Organism: Macrosteles quadrilineatus (aster leafhopper)
Lineage: Eukaryota; Metazoa; Arthropoda; Insecta; Hemiptera; Cicadellidae
Product: lens fiber major intrinsic protein-like
Exons: 6
Coding region: 59-880 (273 amino acids)
Biological process (GO): transmembrane transport
Cellular component (GO): plasma membrane
Molecular function (GO): water channel activity
Source: RefSeq, a predicted model, not a curated record
UUCACUAGGCGCCUCCUGGCAGGUCUCGGAACAACACAAAGGAAUACUCGAAUUGAGGAUGUCCAGGACUUCCCUACAAUCCAAUGACUACAGAUGGCAGGUGGCCGAGGUGGUCUUCGCCGAGGUGGCAGGAACUGCUCUGCUGGUGUUCUUUGUCUGCAUGAGUCAAAUAAAUUUCUUCCCAGAAAUGCCUUUGCCAACGUUACAACCUGCCAUCAUGACAGCUGUUGCAGUCGCUACUAUAAUACAGAUAUUCGGCCACAUCAGUCAAGCUCACAUCAACCCUGCCGUGACCAUCGCCCUUCUCACCCUUGGUCACGUGACUCCGGCCAUGGCAGGGGUGUACUGUGUGUCCCAGAUAGCCGGGGCACUGCUGGGGUAUGGCAUGUUGUUGAGCUUCACCCCUCCAGAUCUGACCGCCUUCAAGACUCCCGGGUUCUGCUGCACCCUCCCCCACCCCAGUCUGUCAGCUGUGCAGGCGCUAGGCGUGGAGUUUGUGGCGUCCUGCGUACUGAUCUUGGUGGUCUGCGCAUGCGUAGAUCCCAGGAACGCCCACAGGCUUGACUCCGCCCCUCUCAAGUUUGGGACUACGCUGAUGACGCUGUGUGUUGGAACAGGUCAAUACACUGGUGCCAGCUUCAAUCCUGCUAGAAGUUUAGCACCUGCACUCUGGACAGGUACUUGGACUGGUCAUUGGAUAUACUGGCUGGGGCCGUUGCUGAGCGGAGUCACCACAGCGUUGUUCUACAAAGCAAUAUUCAUUCCCCGUGCUCAGCAAUCCUACUCAGAACCUGUCGUCAGCAUAGAGGCUGAACCGUUGAACCAGGUCAAGGUCAGAGCAUCAGCGUCUGACGGGGAAGAGAAGAGAAAUAGUAGAUAGUGACAUGAAACACCAGCUGCUUGAAGCUCAAGAAAA